GUUUUGGCAACUUAUAACACCAUAUUUAUAUAGCACCAACAGCAUAUAAUACAAGUGAACCCAACAAGAGUAUAAUACAUUCGUCUAUACUAGUAAUGACGUAACACUUCUUCACAAUACGUUGAACGGGCGCGGCUACAAAGUACACCCCUACCAGUGGCUACAUGGGUCUUACUUAUCCUUCCCCGCUCGCGAACUUCAGUUUCCAGCACCCUCGGAAUUAUUUCCUUCUAUUUUGUCUCCGACAAGAAUACAGCACUGUAAGAACUUACAGUAAAAUAAAUUCAACAUGGACGCAGUAUACGCCACGAUCCUUGAAGACGGGUGCAAGUUUUUGCCUGGAGACGAGAACAAAUGGCGUGAGCUUUUUGAGCCUCAUUAUCUUGAGUUCUCUAAAGAUAUUGAAGUCGUCAAGGAUCAAGUAUAUGGCCCAAAUGACAGAAAUGCACUCGAUGUAUACAUCCCAGCCGGGGAGGCAACAAACCGGACUGUCAUGAUGUAUGUCCAUGGUGGCGGCUUCCAUUCUGGCGAUAAGAGAUGGAGUGAAAAGUGUUAUGCCAAUAUUGGUUACACGUUUGCUGCUCAAGGUAUUGUGACAGUCGUGAUUAACCACCGCUUAGUGCCCAACAUUGUCUACCCUGAGGGUGCAGAGGAUAUCCAACUUGCUAGAGAAUGGAUUCACUCAAACAUCGGAUCACACAAAUUCGGCAAUGGAGAUAUCAACAAGGUCAUCUUAUUUGGCCACUCUUCAGGCGCUGCGCAUAUUGCGAUGAAUCUCUAUGCUGCUGGUGACCCUGAAAGAGUCUCUAGAGAUCCAUUGAACCCACCAGUCGCGGGCGCCAUUUAUAUUGAUCCUCCCUGCUGGUACGACCGCCGAAAGCCCAAGAGACAGGAGGUCAUCCGCCAUUACUACGGCUCUGACGCUGAAGAGGUUUGGGGACCUAAAUCCGUUGUUGGCCUAUUCAACGGACUACCCGACGACUCUCCUCUGCUGGACUCGACCAUACUGCCGAUCUAUCUCGGAGCAUCUGAAUACGAAGUGCCUGAGACCAGUGAAGCAGUUGUGAGAUUCUUGAACGCCUACCGUGCCAGAAGCAAGCCAGCCGGUACGCUGCCAUUCUUCCAUGUACUCCCCAAGCACAAUCACGUCAGCGAUGUUUUAUCAAUUGGAACACCAGACACCGAACAGCGGGACGUAGUGCUCAAGUUUAUAGCACGCUGCUUAGAAAAUAGAAAAUAAGCAGCUAGUGAUAGGGUAGACCUAGGAACGAUCACAGACCAUUUCUGAAAGCACCACAAAAUUGAUUACCCGUAUACCAAUACUCACUUCGUCGCCUCGGCCGGUUUUCCGCCAAAAUUCCGUUGUAUUGCCUGCCUGAAAUAUUCAGCAACAGUGACGGGUGGGCUAGAACACGUUAGUAGCUGCACUUCAUAUUAGGGCCCAGCCGUGCAUGGAUCCAGUACUUACUACUUUUUGCCAGGACCCUGUACUACAAUGUCUCGGCAGCAUUGAUUAAAGUAGGCCAUAGAAUAUCGCGCAGCUGAAAAACCCACAUCGUUGGCCCGCACCCGAUGAAAGUUUGACUUGAAGCGGUCGUCGGACCAAGACACUGGUCAGGAAUGUUAGCACAACUAGUCUUACAGAGCGGCUUCACUCACUCAGCAUAUCACCAAUGUUCACCACGAUCGGCCCCGUGUGCGCUGGCACGGGCGUAAACGUGUCUCCCACGGCAAAGCUGGUGUGCGAUUCGCGGCCCGGGCAGAUCUCCAGCCCGUCCUCGCCAUCGCGCUGGAAAAGCAGGGUUAGGCAGCCAAGAUCCGUAUGAACCCCCGCCCUCCAGCUGCCAGCAGCAUCAUAUGACUGCGGGUAGUGGAGCAGACGUAGCUGGCUAAUGCAGUCAGGAUGGGUCGGGUCGUUGGCCGUUGGUAGAUAGGCUGGAUCAAACCCGAGAGCCGAUGAAAAACAUGUCACUAAUGGAUCAUUAGCCUGGGUUUCGGUAUCAAGUUUGUGGACCGGCCUGCAGACAAGCAGGGGAACAGGCGGUGGGCAGACUCACACACUUGAUCCGAGAUAGCGGUACACUUGGCCAUGAACGCCUGCGUUGUUGCAUGAAAGUGCGGCACGUCCUGGUCCGAUGGCCAUUCGGAAGUUCGCAUCAGCCAUAGUGACUCUUUUUGGUCGUAACUGCCGGUGCUCGGUCGCAGCUGAGCCUGCAAGGGAGAGGUGUGAGUGAGUGUCUUGUCCCAUCGGAGCUGAAUCUACCUUGUACUCCCAGCCGUUGUUUGUUUUCACAUCAUGUGCUGUCUUGGCUUUGACCUCUGAUGGAAGAGCAAAGAACCGCUUCGCAAUAUCAAACUGGGCCUCGAUCUCGUCGACGGUGAUGCCGUGGUCCACUAGGGUAAAGAAGCCUGCAAACUCGGCCGCUUCGACGAGCUGAGCUUGGAUUUCCUCUUUGCGUACAUCGUAAUCUAUGUGAAAGUUAACAUCUUAGUUGUCGAUUGUUCAUUCAAAUUUGUAAAUGAGUGUCAGUUGCGGUGAUCACCUUUGAGAGAAAUGGUAGGGAUGGCUCGUUCAGUCAUGGUCGCUGAGAAUGCGUGUUUGGCGUGAGUAGCUUGCAGUAGUGUAAAGGUGUAAUGCUAUGAAAUUCAAAAAAGACCAUUUUAAUUUGUGGAUAUGGUUGAUUUUCUUCUCAGCCCAAUGGAAUCUUGAUCCGUUUAUGAACGCAUGCGUAUGUGCAGGCACUCUUUAGGUGUGAGGGCUGCAUGGUCCUGCAGCCAACACUUAGUGCAGAUAGCGUGCAUAUUCUUCCGUGAGACAGCACAUAAAACAGCGGACUGCAAGAUUUUUUUACAGGGUUCGCGAGUCGAGCAAGGCCAGGGUAGGAUCGA
This is a messenger RNA of [Torrubiella] hemipterigena, 2889 nucleotides long. The record is from the annotation of a GenBank genome assembly. Lineage: Eukaryota; Fungi; Ascomycota; Sordariomycetes; Hypocreales; Clavicipitaceae.